CGCACUAAUUAAAGCAGGCAUUGGGGCAUUGGUAACUCCGAUCCAGAAGACCAGAAGGCUCUUUUCUCCCCUGGGUCAUUCUGAACUUGAAGAACGGCACACCAAGCGGAAGGAGCACUUGCUCUCCUGCAGAAAACAUAUCCGCACUGCAGCAAAUCCAGUGUAAGCUCUCCUCGUCCAUUGAAUCCUCCGAUACUCCGUGUUGUUCCAUAUUCCAAUAUGAGGAAGCCUAGCAAUGGAUGCAAAGAGAGGGGGGCAUGUCACUUCUGGAAUGCUUACACAGAUGAUCAAGACAAGCAUUUCUUCAAGGUUUUGGUUGGUGAUUUUCAUAAAAAAUUGGUCUUGCCCGAUAAACUUGCGCUACACUUCAGAGGCAAAAAAGCAAGAAGUAUUAAGCUUGAAUCCCGUAGUGGCCAUACUUUUAAUGUUCAAGUUGCAAAGAAUUCGGGCAGACUAGAGCUUCAAUCUGGAUGGGAGUCGUUUGUUAGUGCUCAUGGCUUGAAAAUGAUGGACUUUUUGGUAUUCAAGUAUGACGAGAUCUCUCAAAUGAAGGUUCUGAUCUUUGAUCCUACUGGUUGUGAGAAAGUACCACCAUGUUUUGUCACGGAAAAUGCUAUUAGUGGUAGACAAAUGAAAGAAGAAUCCAUUGGCACUUCAAGCAACUAUACUAAUCUUCCCAUGAAAACACCACUAGUUAAAAAGAAGGCAAGGAAGCAAAGGGACGGGUGUAAGAUUGCUAAUAUCAGUUCAUCAUGCUCCCCAUCUGAGUCAUCAGGAGGUUCGGCAUCUUCAGAUGAACAUGAAUUGCAUUCUGUUCCGAGUUGCAUCCUCCCACGAGGCACCAGCCUCACUAAUGUUCAAAAGAAGCAACUGAAGGAAAAAGUCGGAGCUAUUUGUUCUGAAAUCCCUAUCUAUGGGUGUGUCAUGAAGAAGUCCAAUGUGUAUGGAGAACAGCAAUGUAUGGGCUUCUCUGGAGAAUAUUCUGAAGCAUGUCUUCCGUUCAGGGAGAGGACGUUGAUGCUUCAUUGUCAUGGCAAGAGUUGGGAAGUGAUGUGCCGCGUUCAGGUUCGAAGAGGACGCCGCAAUUUCCAUAAUCUUUGCAAAGGGUGGAAACGGUUUGUACGUGACAACAAUUUGCGGCUUGGAGAUCUCUGCCUCUUCGAGCCACUGGAGACCAAGAAGUACACGAUGAAUGUGCAUAUCGUCCGUGAAAAACACUGGAGCCAGCUUUUGUAAUGGUGAUAGCAACUCUUUUAUGCUUGACCAGAGUACAGCUUACUCUGCUGAUAAACAGUCCGUAUAUGAUCUAUCCAUGCCCUGCCCUGAUUGGAUC
This is a messenger RNA of Panicum virgatum (switchgrass), 1333 nucleotides long. RefSeq names its product putative B3 domain-containing protein Os03g0621600. NCBI's taxonomy places the organism in Eukaryota, Viridiplantae, Streptophyta, Magnoliopsida, Poales, Poaceae. The record is from RefSeq and is a predicted model, not a curated record. The transcript has 6 exons. The coding region runs from base 220 to 1236 and encodes 338 amino acids. Gene Ontology annotation, molecular function: DNA binding.